This is a messenger RNA of Cuscuta campestris, 2106 nucleotides long. The record is from the annotation of a GenBank genome assembly. NCBI's taxonomy places the organism in Eukaryota, Viridiplantae, Streptophyta, Magnoliopsida, Solanales, Convolvulaceae.
CAGAGACGGGUUGAGCACAAAGAAUGACCGGGUAACUUUUGAGAGAAGGUGACCGGUCAUAUCAUCUCACUUGACAAACAUUGGUCCAGUAUCUCAGGCAUGGUGAACCACGUCAGAGGUCAAGGGGACACCCCGCCGCUCAUCCAUCACGAGGCACACAGGAGCGUAGCAAGGAAAUUACGUGCCCUGGAAGAAAAGGUGGAGGAGAAGGCGGGAGCGAAAAAACACACCUUGGCUAAAUCUCCCUUUUCGGCCAGGGUACAUGCGCAGAGGUUGAGGCGGAAGAUUAAGCUGGACGUGGAGAAAUUCACAGGAAAGGAGGAUCCAAACGUCCACCUUGACACCUUCCACAAUGCAGCACAGAUGGACGGGUGCACUGAUGCCGAGGAAUGCUUGCUCUUCUUCUCAUCCUUGAGAGGGAGGCCUGUGGAAUGGUUUAACGGCCUUCCCCAUGGCAAGAUUGGGUCCUUUGAGAAACUUGCUGAAGUUUUCCGCAAGAAGUACCAGGACAACUACAUCAAGAGAAAGAAGUUUACUUACCUUAACACGGUAGGGCAGAGGGAGAAAGAGACCUUGACUCAAUUCUUAACCCGCUGGAGGGACGAGGUUGACAAGGUAGAAGAGAUGGACGAUAAGAUGGCCAUGUCUUUGUUGAUGAAUGCCUUCCGGUCAGGUGACCUCUACACUGAAUUCUGUAGGAGGCCGCCCCCCUCUUAUCAGGAAGCCUACAAUACGGCAUGGGAAUAUGCCGAGGCAGAAGUGCUGAACAAGAAUAAGCGGGAGCUGGAAGAAGGCUACACAAAGUCGAAAUCCGACAAGCUAAAGAAGGAUGAGCAAACAGGAGGGUCCAAACUAAAGGCCACAUAUGACGGAUCCAUCCACCAAAUAAGGGAUGAUAAGAAGGGAGAGCAACCCAAGAGACAAUGGACGGAGAAGUGGUGCACAUACCACCAAUCUGAUUCCCACAACACGGCGGAUUGCCGAAAUGUCAAGGCUGUGCUCAAGGAGAUGGCCUUGAAAGGAGAGCUUGGGGAAGGUUACGCGACGGAUGAUUGUCGGCGCCCAGAAGGCGGGGAUACUGCCUCCCAACGGAAGAACUGGGCCAGGAGCUUGCACGUAGCUGUUUCCCUGGAGUCACAUGGGAAGCAGGCAAGGAGGGAACCUAUCACUUUCACUGAUAGGGAUCUGCCCAGGACGGAAGGAGAUCAUAAUGACCCUUUGGUCAUUACAAUGGACAUCAACGAGGCUGAUGUGGCUAGGGUCCUGGUUGACACAGGAAGCAGUGUCAAUGUUCUAUACUUGGAUGCUUUCAAGAAAUUGAAGCUGGACAGGUCCAAGCUGAGGCCAUUGCAAACCCCAUUGUCAGGCUUCACUGGAGCCAGCAUAGAAGCGGAGGGUCAGAUCACCUUACCAGUUACUUUGGGGUCGGGUAACAAAAUAGUAACCAAGCAAAUGAGAUUUGUUGUGGUUGAUAUCAAGUGUGUACAUAAUGCCAUUCUUGGUAGACCUGGGAUCAACCAGGUCAGGGCCAUCAUUUCUAUGGCACACUUGUGCAUGAAAUUCUACACUCCCAAUGGGAUCGGGGAGGAAAGGGGUGAUCAAAAGAACGCCCGGUCCUGCUACCGGGAAGCAGUCAAGAAGAUGACCCGCCAGUUCGAACAAAUUGAAUUGGUCUCCCAGCAGGUAGACAAGGGUGAGGAGAAGGCUAGGAUCGAGCCGGAUGCAAACACGGAGGAGAUCCAGAUUGAUGCCUCCAAUCCUGAGAGGAAGGUCAAAAUUGGGGCUGACCUUCAGGAAGAGCUAAGGACUGAGAUUGUCCAGGUGUUGACCAGGUAUAAAUCAUUAUUUGCCUGGAGUGUUGCUGAUAUGCCCGGGAUUGACCGGUCAGUCAUUUGCCAUCGUCUCUCUGUUCUUGAGGGGUCUAGGCCUGUAAGACAGAAGAAGAGAUUUUUGGCAAGUGAUAGGAGGGACUUUGUGAAGAAAGAGGUCAAGGACCUACUUGAGUGUUCCCAUUAUCUACAGUGACCUUCCCACGUGCUUCCUAUUUUGUCCAUGGAUGAACAGGGGAAGGUCACAAAUCCUCCUCUAUAAAUAUGAUGAUAUUGG